Molecule: messenger RNA, 1083 nt
Organism: Exophiala aquamarina CBS 119918
Lineage: Eukaryota; Fungi; Ascomycota; Eurotiomycetes; Chaetothyriales; Herpotrichiellaceae
Exons: 1
Coding region: 1-1083 (360 amino acids)
Biological process (GO): retrograde vesicle-mediated transport, Golgi to endoplasmic reticulum
Cellular component (GO): endoplasmic reticulum; SNARE complex
Molecular function (GO): SNAP receptor activity
Source: RefSeq, a predicted model, not a curated record
AUGUCACUCGCAUCUACCCUCUCUCCAAUAGGCAUCUCCUUUCGUCGUGAACACACACCUACUCAGAACGGCCCUAAGAGUGUUUCCUUCCAACAUGAAACCAAUUAUCUAAAUCUCCACCGAACAUUGCUACGGCUCCAGCACUUAAUCCUCCUCACGCCUGCGCCUAUCUUAACCUCAAAACAAGAUGCCGGCACUCUACGAGAAAGAGCGCAACUGACGCCACUCCAGAGCCAGAUACAAGCCGAGCUAUGGUCUCCGCUGCCAUACAGCCGUGAGAAGUGGCUGCAGGAUGUCGAGGGAGCACGCACACUGCUUCUACAGCUCGAACGCCAGGCACAAAGCAUUCGCGUCCAACGCGCAAAGUACGAAGCCAUCAAAGAUCUCGCGGAGAAGCGAGCGAUUGUGAAGAGGUUAAGAAACCGGAUUGAAGAGAUUGGAAGGGAGGUAGAGCUCAUGGGUAGUGAUGACUAUAAACCGCCCUAUCGAGACGAUAAUGCAGAAACACUAUUCGAUGCUUUGCGGGAGCACAGCCAGGCAACAGGCAAUGAGGAUAAGGACCAUGGGAUAUCGAAGGAUGGUGUAUUGUUCGAGGGGAAGCUUCUCAAGGUUCUUGAAGAGGACGAUGGUGCGCCCGAUGUGAGAACUGGUCAACGAGAGGAAUUGUUCUCAUCUUCGGAAGUACGACGACGAGGUGGAAAUCAGGAUAAAUCAUCAAACUCAAGUGAUGCUCGAACCACGGGCUUUUCGAAUCUUCAAUCUACGGAACGGUCGCUUUUGGAUUCCUCUCGAGUACACGAAGACAUCACAGCUUCGCUAGUCAGUAUGGCAGCCCAGUUGAAGCAACAGAGUCGUGCGAUGCAUUUCUCUUUGGAGCAGGACAAAGGUCUUGUUGGAAAGGCACUAGAAGGUCUCGACAUCAGCCUUACCGGGAUGGAAUCUGCCAGCAAAAACAUGGCAUUCCUCAAGCGAAUGAGUGAGGAGGAGGGCUGGCUUGGACGCAUGAAACUUUACGCGAUGAUCUUCGCGAUGUGGAUUGCGGCAUUCUUGUUGGUGUUUGUGUGCCCCAAACUGAGGUUUUGA